UAUGGGAAUUAAUCUAUGAACUACUCUAGACAACAGAGAAAGAAAGUGGAGUGCUGGAGUUUGCGGAGAAAGCAGCAGGAAAUUGUGGAAUUGUUGCUGUUGGGCUGUCUGGGAAAACUAAAAAAGGAUGCAUCAUAGAUGAAAUGGUCUGAGUUCUUAAUAUGGAGGGGAAAAAACUAUUAAAGCGUUUGUAUGUUGGAGGACUUGGCCAUACAGUCUCUGAGGAUGAACUGCAGGAAAGAUUCAGCAAGUUUGGCGAAGUUACAGAUGUAGAAAUUCUUACCAGGAAGGAUGAGCAGGGGAACCCUAUGAAAAGUUUUGCUUACAUCAACAUCAGCAUUUCAGAAUCAGAUCUUAAAAAAUGUAUGUCAAUUUUAAAUAAAACAAAAUGGAAAGGUGGAACACUACAAAUUGAACUGGCAAAAGAAAGCUUCUUGCACAGAUUGGCACAGGAAAGAGAAGCAGCAAAGCUGAAGAAAGAACAGCCUCGUGCAGAUAGCAAAGCAAAUCUAAUGGAAUCACUGAAGAAAGCUGGAGUUGUAGAUUUUCACAUGAAAGCAGUGCCAGGAACAGAAGUACCAGAUCAUAAGAACUGGGUGGUUAGCAAAUUUGGAAGAGUUUUACCUGUUCUUCACCUUAAGAGUCAACAGCAAAAAAAAAUCAUGAAAUAUGACCCCUCAAAAUAUUGCCAUAAUCUUAGAAAACUGGAGCAAGACUUGACUGAAAUGGUUCCUGUAUCCAAACUUACUUGGUAUUUGGAAGAGGAAGAUGAUAGCAUGACCAAGAAACGACAAGGAGAAUAUCAUAGAACUAAAAAGCCCUCCAAAAAACUGAGGAAGGAGGGUAAUGAGGACUUAAAUAAAACAUCACUUCAAUAUUCAGGUUGCCAAUUACAACUGAAGAAAGCAAACGUAAAGAUGGGUGAAACAUCACUUUCAGGUUCAACUGAAUUAUUUCAGAUUCCUACUCUUAGUGACACGAAAAGAAAAGAAUUCUUCCUGCAUAAGAGCUUGGUCUCAGAUGUUGUGUUUCACAGAAAUAUGCCUAGCAUUUCUGAUGAUGAUCUUGAUUCAGAAGAAGAGAUUGAAGCAUUGAUAAGGAGAGAAAAGCAAAUGGAGAAAAUGAAGACCAAUAUUGUUUCUGAAAAUAACUAUUUGGAAGUUGUUGGGCAUAAUUUUGAGCUAAAAUAUAAUACUCACUGGUCUUCAAGCAAUCCAGAUGUCAUGAGGAAAGUCACUAAACAGAGUAAUAGAGUGAGAGAAACUACUGAAAAUGAUGAUUAUAAUUCAGCAGAUACAGAUGAAAUUAUUGCAGUAAAUAAAACUUUAGAUAAAGGUAAUGUGAAGACUAAAGUUCUAAAAAAAUGUAAACAGAUGAAAGUAGAAAAGGAUUAUAUUAAGGAUGCACUCUUGAGUAAUGAAAACGUUGAGUCUGUAAAUGAUCCUUCUGUUGUGUCACCAGAUAAGCGAAACAGAAAGAAAAUCAAAAGAACGGUACCUGAAAAAAUGGAAAAAUCUAGACCUACCGCACUGCAAGACACCAUAACUGACAGCAAAUCUAAGUCCAGUAGCAAUGAGAACUUGCAUUCAGAGUCUGAAGCAAAUGAAUCUGAAUCUGAUUCUUGUUAUGAAAACUUGAUGCAAAACUGUUACCACCUGGAUCUUACAUUAGAUGACUUAAAAGACUUGGCCACUAUAAGUACUGAGAUUUCAGAAGAAAAUACAGAAAGUAAAUUGAGUAUUGGUCAGUGUAAAAGUGAUAUUAUUGACAACAUCAGGUAUGAAAUUGCCCCUUCAGUUAAAAAUAAUAUUAAUCCUGAAGAUAUUGUUGCUGCCAUUUUAGAAGGAGAGGAGAGUCCUGAAGAAAUGAAACCAAUGAAAAAUACUUCAGUUUUGAAGUAUCAGCCCUUUAAAGGAAUAGGAUCCCUGUGUGAAAAUGAGCCAUUUAAGGAGUUGACCAAGGAAAGUCUUAAUUUCAGGGCAAGAUAUGCAGAAAAAGCCUCAAAACCUUACUGUUCCUAUGGGAAAGAGUCCUGCUGUAGACAAUCUAGUAGUUGCGUAUCAUGUCCACCUGGAAGCAGAAGUGUGGAAAAGAUGCAGAAUAUUAUCUGUAACAAUUCUGAGAGUGUGUCGGGUUCCCUAUAUGCAGCAGGUAAAAGUGAAAAGCCUAUUUGCAAUCCACUUUCAGUAGGCAAUAAUACUUACUUGAGUUCAUGGAAAGAAGAUCAGAUAGUAAAGAGAGAAGAAAGUGAAGAUGGUACCAUUAUGAGGACUGAUGGAAGUGAGGAGAAAAGCAAUGAUAUGGAUAGCAAUGAGUUGGUCACAGAGAUGUGCAUUAAAUUUGAUUUGAAUAGCUCAGAAUCUCUUUCGGAGGAUCCAAAGACUGAUACAAACAGAGAAGUUUCAGCCUUUAUGCCUCAAGUGUGUGAAAACAUGAAAAGUCUGCAAGACACAAAAGAACUUUGCAAUCCUGUUAAUAUGCCGAGUGAAUCAGAUAAAAAGGAGAAACAACUGCGGGAUAAUCAAAAGAGACUGGCAGCUCUACAAGAGAGACACAAAGAGAGAGAGUUACAGAAGAAACUUAUUCAAGGGGCAUUCUCAAGCCUGGAUAACCAGUCAGCAAGCAAACCUAAACACGUUGUAUUUGAUUCAGAUGGGGAAGGUGAAGCUGAGGUAUGCAAAAGGCCUAAGGAAGGAGUGACUUUAGGAAAUGUGCUUAAAAAUUCCCCAGAGGCUGUGCGUGUGAAGCUGUUUGAGAGCAGUGAGGAUGAGCAAAAUGAUGCAGAGGAAGACAAUGAUAGAUUCAAAAUUAAACCCCAGUUUGAAGGCAAAUCUGGUGAGAAGCUCUUGCAUUUACAGUCACGCUUUGGCACAGAUGAGCGAUUUCGUAUGGAUGCUCAGUUCCUUGAAACUGACAGUGAAGAGGAAGGAGAGGCACAAAAAAUGAAUAUAGAUGAAGAAGAAGAACUUGUUGAAGAGAAAAAGAAAAAUCUGCAGAUACUGAGAAGUCUCCUGCAUGUCAACCUACAUCCUAAACCAAGCAAAAUGGCAACAAAUGCUAAGAAAUUUAAAGAUAUUAAUACCCUGCGCUAUGACCCAACAAGGCAGGAUCAUGCAGUUUUUGAAAGAACUCUAGGAACUUCAGAAAAAGAAAGUAAAGCUAAAAGAAAGAAGAAAAGGGAAGAGACUGAGAAAUUGCCUGAAGUUUCCAAAGAAAUAUAUUACGAUGUUGCUGUGGAUUUAAAAAAAAUGUUUGGAUCUACAAAACGUACAGCUGAAAAAAAUGAAAUAACACCCUGGGACAAAGAGGAUGAUGUGGAAGAAUCAACUCUAUUUGACCAGCAGAUGUUAAGUAACGCAGAAGAAGAAUCUGGUGGCUUUACAUUUUCCUUUUUUGGUGUGGAUAUGGACAAGUCUGCAGUGCAAGAAGAGCCCUAUGCAAUUGAAACAAUAAGACCUGCAAGAGUUGUAUGGCAAGAGGACCCACGUUUCCGGGACAGCAGCUCUGAAGAUGAGACAGAAGCAUCAGAAAAUGAAAACGACAAAGAAAUUGCUCGGUCUUCACCACAGAAGGCAACUAAUAAGUUUUUCUUCUUUUCCAAAGAUGAUGAUAGAUUAAGAGAGGGUCCGAAGCUGUUCUUCAGAUUAUCAGAUCUCCAUGAAAACAAAGAUAACUGGGAAAACAGGCGUAGGUUAUUACUUCAGGAAUGCCGGAAGAAACAUAAAGAUGCAAGAAGGAAAGUUAAAUCAAAACAAUAAAUGCAUUUUUAAACCCUGACAGCCAUCUUUUUUUUUCUUCAUGAAACUAUAAAAUUACAGAAAAAUACGUGGCUGCAAAGUUCAAUUAUUUCAGAACUUUUUAAAAAAGAAAAAUAUUUCAGCUAAACUGAAAAAAACCUGUUGGAAAGUUUUCAAGUUACGAACAGAUAAGUCUAUAUAUAUGACAUUUUAACUGUGAAAAUGAAUAUGUGUUGCUUUGUGGGGAUAACUUAGUAAUGUUGAGGGGUGGUUUUUCUUUGCCCCUUUUUUCUUUUUCUUCUUUGAAUAUGUCAUUUAAAUGUCAUACUUUUCAGAGCCACCUCAGUGUGCAAUGCAAUAUAGAAAGUUCUGAGUUACAUUUAGGUUCAGGUGCUUCAAGGAGGUUGAACAAAGACAGCUUUGACAUGAACUGAAUGGGAAGUAGGAGACUUUCAGCACCUUAUGAAACUUGUUCUGAGCGUAGGACAGGUCCUUCUUUGAUAUUCCUUUGCAAAUAUUCUAAAUAUUUUUAUGUAACUUUCAAAUAUACAGUAAGUUUAUAAAAAUGUUUAAAUUAAAAUAUUUAUGGAAUAACAUAUUUCUAAUUCUUUGCAUAAAACCUGCUUUUCCAUUUAUAUAGGUAUUACACAUAAAUAAACCUUUAGACAAAUGUUACUAGUACAG
Gavialis gangeticus (Gharial) is the source of this 4421-nucleotide messenger RNA. It is a transcript of the gene NOL8, whose product is annotated as nucleolar protein 8. Bases 162 to 3758 code for a protein of 1198 amino acids. Gene Ontology annotation, molecular function: RNA binding. NCBI's taxonomy places the organism in Eukaryota, Metazoa, Chordata, Crocodylia, Gavialidae. The transcript is spliced from 17 exons. The record is from RefSeq and is a predicted model, not a curated record.